CCACUAGCACCUCACCACCUCGACAAUCAAGUUCCUCACUCUCCCCUAUCAAUUGAUCUUUUUUAAAUUUCUCUUUCUGUUUUGCAGUUGGAUAAUCGAAUCGAAUGAAAAGCCUCAACUAACGAUAAUGAAUUAUUUGUGAUGUGAAAAAAGUGUAGCAUUGAAUCCACUGACGACAUUUAAUUAGACUUCAAGUGGUAAUUCUGGUAUUGAUUGGAAUGAGGAGUGAUAUGAUGUCGGUGAAGACUCUGGGAUUUUCGGCGUUUUUAAUUGCCUCGAUGGUGGGUGUUGUUCAUCCUGCGGAUAACUUAACGGAGGCGAUGGUACACGUGCUACCUGCGUACGCUAUAGCAGAGAAAUCCGCCCUUCUGGCAGAGUCCAGCAAAUGCCGAGCGGAGCUGGAGAUGUUCCGGGAGGCUGUUGAUGCCCGGAAGUUGUGGAGUCUCAGAAUGUUAGAUUCAAGCGGAGUUCCAAGAUCAGGUUUCAUCUAUGGAAAUAAUUACUGGAUCGGCAGUAAAAGUCAGUGUUACGAUACAUUGAACCCUGAGCCCUUGUCUCUUCAUCCAAAAUGGCUGGCAAACAACACAUUGUAUCGAAAUCCGAAGGAAGAGUUGGCACCCUAUCAGCUGAAUUAUUUCGCUGCUCAUUUUCAGCACAAUAGUACGCUGCAGUACCAUCACAGAAUAGGAAACGAAAACAUUAUGACACUAGGAUUAUGUCUCCCUGCGACCUGUGGGACAGACGAGUUGGGGCUGAUUUUACAAAAACUAUUCGAUGAGCGGACUUUACCACUCGGGGAAUUAUACGGGAUGGACUUCAAACUGCUUCAUGUGAAGGAUCUGAAGAAUGACCUUCAGGAUCUCGUCAAUUGGAGGACAAUUAUCGUGAUAUCAAUGAUAUUAGCAACCCUAAUGAUAAUGACCAUUGGAACCUAUUAUGACGUCCAGAUGCAUAGGAGGAUUAUUGAGAAACAGCUGAGUUUGGAAACCGGUGAUUCCUCGAACAGUGCAGAUUCGCAAAAUUCAUCUUCACCCCCAAGUUCCCUGAGCACCGUUGGAAAAAUAAUCUUGUGCUUCUCGGUUUUCACAAACUCAAAAGAUCUGUUCAGAACUUCAUUGACUAAAGGGUCAGUAGCCUCACUCCAUGGGAUUCGAUUUUUGGGAAUGGUCUGGAUCAUCAUGCUCCACACAUCAUUAUUUGGACAAGAGUUUAUAGAUAAUAAAACGUGGUCGUUGAGAACAGGUAUGACUUUCGUAGCGCAGAUUCUCACCAACGGGGCUCUAGCUGUGGAUACAUAUUUUUUCCUGAGUGGCUUCUUAUUAUGCCACAUAUUCUUAAAAGUGGCGAGGUACAGUGAGGAUGCAAUGCUCCCUGAAGAGAAACCCCGAAAGAAAUUCGGUUUGGAAAAAUUCGCCCAAGCAAUCGUGGCGAGAUUCAUUAGAUUGACCCCUGCUUACAUGAUGGUCAUUGGCAUUGCCGAAAUGAAUGCUCACUUCUACAACCGCACAUCCACCUUUUACAUGAUAGAAAGACCUCAGGACACUUGUCCCAAAUACUGGUGGCGAAAUUUACUUUAUAUCAAUAAUUUUUAUAGUCGUGAAGAGCUGUGUUUAUCCUGGAGCUGGUACCUCUCGAAUGACACUCAAUAUUUCAUAUUUGGAAUGGCCCUCUUGUUAAUAUCAACGAGAUAUUUUCACACUGCGGUCGGAAUUUUCAUCGCAUCGCUGUUCGCAUCAUGUCUGAUUCCUGGAUACGUAGCUUAUAUUUACGAUUAUGUGCCCACACUUGAUGAGCUAUGGAAUACGUUUCAUAUUUUCUAUGCACCACCGUGGAUGCGAAUGGGUCCCUAUCUAGUAGGAAUGGCGACAGCUUACUUACUAUUCAAAUUGGAGAACAAAUUAAACGUCGGGAGGAAAACCCUAUGGUUCCUCUGGAUAUGCGGUGGCUCCUGCAAUUUCCUCGUUCUCUUCGGCAUGUAUAACAAAACAGUGCCCAUUGUUCCAGUGUCUAUCUACAUGGGCUUGAAUAGAACCGCCUGGGGGGUAGGUAUUGCCUGGAUCGUGAUCGCUUGUUCUACGAAUCAAGGAGGAAUCAUUAAUACAAUUUUGACGUUCAGAGGAUGGAUACCACUGAGUAAACUGACGUAUUGCGCUUAUCUCUUGAAUCCCUUCAUCAUAGAUUCAGUCUACCUCAGUAGUGAGGCAACAGUACACACAGAUUUGUUACUAAACGGAACUACCUCCUUCGGAUUUCUGCUGACAUCCUAUGCCGCCGCAUUUGUGAUGUAUUUAAUGUUCGAGGCGCCAUUCAUUCUACUGCUGAAACUCUAUUUCAACACUAAAAAGAGAUGAAAGCCAAAGUGGAUGAAGCGGA
Messenger RNA from Diachasmimorpha longicaudata, 2373 nucleotides. RefSeq names its product nose resistant to fluoxetine protein 6-like. Gene Ontology annotation, molecular function: acyltransferase activity, transferring groups other than amino-acyl groups. The coding region runs from base 219 to 2351 and encodes 710 amino acids. The transcript is spliced from 13 exons. NCBI's taxonomy places the organism in Eukaryota, Metazoa, Arthropoda, Insecta, Hymenoptera, Braconidae. The record is from RefSeq and is a predicted model, not a curated record.